This is a messenger RNA of Chilo suppressalis (striped riceborer), 2929 nucleotides long. The record is from the annotation of a GenBank genome assembly. NCBI's taxonomy places the organism in Eukaryota, Metazoa, Arthropoda, Insecta, Lepidoptera, Crambidae.
GUAAACAUUUUAGACUUGACAUUGGCUAAAUACACAAACCGUGCGAAGCCAUAUAGAAAAAAAAAGAAAAGAAAAAAACAAAAAGAUGAGUUUUUGGCGGGAUUUCAUCGAGUGUGGUUGGCGUCUUAUUUUAAUUAUUCAUAAAUGCGUUCAUAGUGGAUAUUGUGAAAUAAAAUUGGUGUGAUUUUGUGUUACAACUGUCUGCGUAACUGAAGAAUUAGUAGAAUCGUCAAAAUAUACGCUAUUCCGGUCAAGUGGACGUGAGAAUUUUAUUGUAGUAUUGACUACCUCACAGAAGCUUAUCGAAAAAGCCAGCUCGAUACAUUUCGUGCCAAACACUUCAAGAAACAUUAGAAUGCGUCACACCGAUAUUCUAACGUAAAAAGAAAAAAAGAAUAAUUUUACUAAGACCAGGCUGUAUGGGCAUUGUUCCCCUUGCCUUCCCUGAAAAGGGAGACUUAACCAAAAAAAAAACUUACGCCGGUCCAGCAACUGUAAAAAAUAAUAAAUGACUGUUUAUAGUUAAGUUUUAAUAAUACCUGAUAUUUGUUACCAAUAUUCAAACAUGGCCCAGGAUUUGAUGAGUCAAUUCUACAUGUGUCUCAACCUACCACUUCAAGAUAAGAUCAAUGAAUUGACAAGGCUAAUAGAUCAAUCUAGUCCAAAUAAAGAUUUACAAGCCUUGUUUCCUCAACUCAUCAGCAGUAUAUUUUCUACAACAUUCAAUAAUGGCUGGGGUUUGAGAUCCUUAACAUUUGAUGCUAAUAGAUAUGAAUUUGAAUUAUUACUUAAUUUUUUUGAACCACAAGGACCAAUAUUUCGCUUGUGUUACAAACUGUUGUCAGAUCCUCAAUUAAAAUACAGUUUGCCUUUAAAUUUGUUGCCGAUUGAUUUACAAAUAUCUCUUGAAAGAGGAAGAUAUUCUCAGUUUUAUGCGGAUAUGCUGACAAUGGAUUCGCAAUCAUUGAAUGUUGUUGCUUUAGCCCUCAAUCCAUUUGAUUAUUACAUAAUCAACUUUGCAUUGUACUUGGUUAAUAAUAGCGUAAAUAAAAACUCAUGGGAGAAUUGGAACAGUGUGUACUUUGCAUUAGCAUGUGACUACCUGAUGCACUUUUUACCUUCUGACCCAAAUGUUCCUGUCUUACCUCACAUACCAAACUAUACAGGAAAAGUACCAAUGGCAGCACCACUACAGCCUAAAAACAGGCCACUGUAUUCUCCUUCGCUCCUAUUAGUACCCGAUCUCUCUGGUAUCAAUAACCAACACACAUCACAAACACAAACUCGAAAUGAAAUUUGGCGCUCAGAAACAGUUUUGCAGAUAUUUGUCGACUUGUGGAUGAGUGUAGAGCAAUUCAACACUAGAAAUGUUGAGGCUUACGAAAGAAGUUAUCCGACCGUUUGUUCGAGUCCAGAAAGAGUAAGAAUAGUGAGGGUGUUAGUGAAGCAUUUACAUUCAUAUUCAGCCAAACAUCUCGCUGACCCCGCUUCACGGUCAUCAGCCCUGCGAAAAUACGCUCGCCAAAUAAUGUGUACUCGCGCUUAUCAUUAUGUGAAGCACUUGGUGAUGACUUGGCCAUUGGAUGCUUCUUUUAGACUCGUGAUGGAGCUCUGGUUGAGUCUUAUCCAACCAUGGCGGUACACGGAUAAUACUAUUAGCAAUGACAGAUUUCCAACUUCGAAUAACAAUCACGAGGAAGGCAAUGCAAAUAUUCUUGAUGCAAGUUUUACUCAAUUUAUUGCUGAAAACUUUCCAGCUUACACUUGCAUAUUCCAAUUGGUUGUGCCCAGAUUUAUGAGACUGGAUUUGACAGCUUAUAAAAAUGUUGUAAUGCUGUUUCGAUUGGGAAAGGUGCUUUCACAACAGCAUUUGGUACCAAUUCUGUGGUACCUUGAACAAGCUAUUGUGGAUAACAGUUCGAACUUUCAACAUAGUCCUGAUACAAGUUUAAAUAAUUCGACAUUUGAACAGAGUUACAUUUAUAACGGCGUAGCUUUACAUAAAUGGGUGCCAAUAGCAAAGCAGUCCCUAUCAGAAAUAAACUUGUCUGCUAAUUACGAAUACGAUCCUGUUUGGAGUGAAAGCAAAAAACAAUUUGCACUAGAAUUUUUAAGAAAAAUUAUGUCCUCCAAAAUCCAAGGUGAAAAAAACUUGGAAGAGUUGAACAAAAGACUGAACAAACAACAUCAAGGUUUUUGGGCAAGUGUAAAGGAUUGGUUAAUGAUGGGUAGCUAUGAAGAAGAUAGGUUAUUAUUUGAUGAAGCAAAAAAAGUGCCGAAUUAUUUGAAUGCUACUAUCCAAUACUUCUCUGAUAUUUAUGGUCUGAGUGACUACGCGAUGCAGAAUUCCGAGCAAAUUGUGGAAGAUAGUUUGGAACAUUCGUCAUUUGCUAACUCAACAAAUUUUCCCUAUUCGGUCACUAAUAAGCUCCGUAACAAACCCUCUACUGUACAUUAUAUGGGUGAUCCAGAUCUGAUGCCUAUUUCAUCUUAUGAGAGCACCAUCUUGGUUCGAAUCUUAUACCAAAUAGCAACAAGAAUCAAUGAAAUGUAUCAAGACGAAUUCUCGCAGCUGUGGAAUUCGAACAAAUUCUGGGGUUACGUUGCUCGUGAAAUCUUGCAAAAACCCUGUACCAUUCACAAUUAUGUUAAAGACGCAAUCAAUCAUCAGAACAUUGUGAGCCAAAACCUACCAGCCAGACUGUCGUUACGGCGCUUGGGGUCACAUGCCUUCGUCGUAUACAUGACCAUAGGAUACGGAUUGUUCAGAUUGUUUUCGUUCAGCGGUUUCACAUACUUACUUUUUAUAUUUACAAUGUGGUCAAUGUUUACACUAAUCAAAGUGUUUUUAAGAAUGUUAAGAAUUAUGCCCGUGAUUACGUAAUUAUGUUUGGUAUAUAUUUAUAGUUAAUUGUUUAAAAUAUAUUUU